AUGAACGCCGUCUACCAACUGGAGGCGAUGUGGACUGACCGGCCACACUGCCUAAAUGCUCUUGCCGAUCAUCCCGUCCGUGCUCGGGUUCUAUUCAAUACCUAUCUCCGCGAGGACUGGCAAGUGGUUAGAGAGAUCCAUUGCAUCGUCGCAUCUCGAUUAGCCCUCCGCACACUGGCGGUUGUGACCACCGGCAGGAACCUCGUCACGCCACACCUCGGCACUAUUCCGGACCUUACCGUUGAGACAGAUGGGGUGCGUGUCCUCCGUCGCUUCUCGGGUAGCGAUUCACUGGCCGCCGCUCUUUCCGCGGCGUAUCUUCGUCUGGUUACGGAUGUAUCUGAAGCCACAGAGACCAAUUCGCGUUGGAUCUUGCGCGGUGUGGCUGAAGAGAACUCGCUGUUCGAUUUUGAAAAGAAACUCGCGUACAAGCAAGCGGGCAACCCAACCUCGGUGAAAGAUGAGGCCAUUGCAUGCGGUUCCAGCGUACCCAUUGAACUUAAGAGUCUGUAUGGCUCGACCCAAAGUCUGGACCGUACAGGUGCCAUUCUGAUUAAAAGGCCUCUUUUCUGGACCACAGAGUCGCCAGAUUUCUGCCUCAUGGUGCUGGAUGGCACGUCAUUUACGGAUCCAAUCGAACUUAGCCGCAAGUUAUCACGCGCCUGUGAAGACCAGAAUAUAUACAUUACAGGCCCAGAAAAGGGAAAGCGCGCGCACCCAUUAUCAGAUCGUGAGCAGAUUGGUAUUUUACGCUGGAUAGAGAUACUCUCAGGCCGACUACCAGAUGAUGCCCCAUGGUUCAUUGACUAA
This is a messenger RNA of Aspergillus fischeri NRRL 181, 810 nucleotides long. RefSeq lists its product as uncharacterized. NCBI's taxonomy places the organism in Eukaryota, Fungi, Ascomycota, Eurotiomycetes, Eurotiales, Aspergillaceae. The transcript has a single exon. The record is from RefSeq and is a predicted model, not a curated record. The coding region runs from base 1 to 810 and encodes 269 amino acids.